AUGGAUUUCGCGGAGUUAAAAGACACCACCGAUUCUCCACUUCAUCAUCUAACUGGUCUUUUCUUUGAUCCCGCCAUGUUGUCCCACAUCUGCCUCUGCCACCAUGGCAAUAAUCCGCAAGUUCAUCCCGAGCAUCCGUUGAGGAUCGUUUCGAUACUGGAGCGAAUCGCUGGUAUGCGUCUUCAAAUUCCACCUGGCUUACUUUCUUCAGAAGAGCAGGACUCGAAAGUCUCUACUCCCGACGGCCUACCCCUGGCUUUCCUCUGCAAAUGGAUGCGAGCUCGUAUGGCCACUAGAGAGGAAUUAGCCAUUUUCCACACCGAGGAGCACAUUUCUCGCUACUGUUCUGAAGAAUCGUCGGCCACUUCCUCAGAGGACGAAGGUGUUCAUGAUAGACCCAUGGGAGAUGACGAUGAAGUCGAUCAGAAGCCCUGCAUCGCAAAAGAUAUCCCCAUGGAAGUGGAUAUUCCCCCGAAGAAGCCAGCUGUUAAAAAAACUUUUAAUAAAUCAUCCUUUCCCCUGGUUACUCUCCGAUGUGGUGGAGUUGGUGUAGACUCCGACACCGUCUGGAACCCCGAAACUACGUCGAAGUCUGCUCGAUUGGCUGUUGGACAGGUUAUCUGCUUAGCGCACAACCUUGCCUGUGGAAGUUUGCGCAACGGGUUUGCCCUAGUUCAUCCGCCAGGCCAUCACGCCGAGCCAGAUCAGGCCACUGGUUUCUGUUACUUCAAUUCCGUUGCCAUAGCAGCUCUCUCCAUUCUCCAGAGUGGACUCGCUUCUCGUGUACUUAUCCUCGACUGGGACAUCCAUCAUGGCAACGGUACCCAAUUCGCUGCUACCCAACACCCCGGCCUACUCUACAUCUCACUCCACCGUUACGAUCAGGGUACCUUCUUCCCAGGCACAGGCUCCUUCCAUCGCCAAGACAGUCAAGCCAACGGUGGGUAUAUCAUUAACAUUCCUUGGGGAUGUACGGAUGCAGCAACAACUUCCAUUACCGUGCCGGCGACCACAGCUGCGCGUAGAGAAUCGUGGAGGUCGAUUACACCCCACACCAAAACGGUUUCCUCGUCAAGUGACAGCGGAGUUCCCGAGGAUGUCUCCGCUGCACUGCCUUUACCCAUGAUGCUUGGACAGAGUUGGAGAGACUCUUCACCAACUAGCUCCUCAGCUGGAUCAAUCGAUAACUCUACCAUAUUGAAAGGUUUCCCUGGAGAUUCAGCCACAGGUAAUGGAACUAUAGGACUCUCAGAUGCGGAGUACCUGGCGGCGUUUAGGACCCUGGUGAUCCCUAUGGCGGCAGAAUUUGCACCCGAUGUGGUUCUGGUAUCGGCUGGGUUCGAUGCAGCGACUGGGCAUGGUAGUGCCCUAGGUGGCUACGAAAUUUCACCGGGGGCCUUUGCAUGGAUGACACGCCAGUGUAUGUCCUUGGCCAAUGGGAAAGUUGGUUUGGUCUUGGAAGGUGGCUAUGUCGCUUCCGUAACAGCAGAAUGUGUUUCCAACUGCAUCAACGCUCUCGUCCUCCCAAACCCUCCACCGGCCGUACCAUCAACUGCUUUUUGCUCCUCAACCAAUAACCGUCAGUGUCUCGCUCAUUUGGAAGAUAGCCUGACCACCGCGAAAGCAUGGGUCCCGCCUUCUGAAUUCUCCAGAGCUCCAAGGCCUGAGGCAGUGAAAACACUGCUCGAGGUUGCUGCUGUGAAUGCCUCGAGAGGAAAGUGGAAAUGUCUGUCCAACAUGGAUGCUGCUUCUGUUGCGGCAGAUUUUGCUCUGUAA
Rodentolepis nana is the source of this 1776-nucleotide messenger RNA. Lineage: Eukaryota; Metazoa; Platyhelminthes; Cestoda; Cyclophyllidea; Hymenolepididae. The record is from the annotation of a GenBank genome assembly.